AUGGAAUCUUACAAUUAUAAUAUAACAGGGAUUAACUGGAAACGCUGCUUCCGAGCGGUUGGCCACACAGCCAAAAGAUGUCCCAAAAUUCAAGAUCUAAAAACUGCUGUUGAAGCUAAUUUCACUGUUUCUACACGUUCAAAAUCCACCAAAAAAUCUGGUAAUAAGCGUAACCAUGUCCACCACCUUAACUCCACGGUACCGGCCGAUGAACUGCGGUGUCUUCGGCGAGCUCCAUCAUCAAAUGAAUUGAACAUCGACAACUUCUUUGUUCUAAACUCUGCUGCUGAGAUAUCUCCAAUUGACUCCAAGUUCCUACAUUCAAGGAAUGAUAAUCCACCGGAUCCAUUAUUUGGUGCUGGUAACGAAGAAAUUCCAGUUGCUGCAUCGGGUAAUUUAACGUUCCAUUGGCUCAACAACACUUCUCAUUCUCUCUAUGCGAUAUCUUCGCCCCAUGUCGAUUUAAACCUCAUUAGCACUGAUGCUCUCGAAGAUGUUGGUAUCAUUGUUGACAAUCGUCGUAAGGCUUUGGUGAGACUGGAUAGUGAUGAAGUUCUUGCUCCUAUUACUAAGAUUGGUAAAUAUAGAUGUGUUCCUCUUUCCUUCGGUAAAUUACCCAAACACAAGUCCCCNAGUCCAUGUGCUUUCCAAAAAUUUCCAUUAACAUUCGUUCAUAGACUAUUCGAUCAUAUUAAUGUUAAAGACACUAGGAAGUCUAUUGAAAGCAAAUUGAUAACCAAUAUUCGCAUAAAUGACGUUGACUGGACCGGUAUUGACAAAUUCCAAUGUAAGGACUGUUUGGCUGGUAAACUUACCAAACAUAAACACAUUGUUGGUUCUCGUUUAAAAUACCAAAAAUAUUAUGAACCUUUCGAAUAUAUCCAUACUGAUUUGUUUGGUCCGGUGUCCGGUGUUGAUAUUACUUCACCAAAAUAUUUUAUCUCAUUCACAGAUGAGAAUACAAGGUUUCGUUGGGUAUUCCCGUUGAAAAAGAAAGAUGCUGAUCAUAUCUUACCGAUAUUUCAACAAUUGGUCAAUUAUAUCAAAACUCAAUUUAAGGUAAGGGUGCUCACGUUCCACAUGGAUCGUGGUUCUGAAUAUACAAGUACCAUGGUCCGUGAUUACUUCAAAGUUAAGGGUAUUAUCCCUAUCUACACUACUGUCGGCGACUCGUCUUCCAAUGGUAUUGCUGAACGUGCUAAUUUAACUUUCCUAAAUGAUUGCAGAACUUUGUAUUGA
Naumovozyma dairenensis CBS 421 is the source of this 1239-nucleotide messenger RNA. RefSeq names its product integrase catalytic domain-containing protein. The record is from RefSeq and is a predicted model, not a curated record. NCBI's taxonomy places the organism in Eukaryota, Fungi, Ascomycota, Saccharomycetes, Saccharomycetales, Saccharomycetaceae. Gene Ontology annotation, biological process: DNA integration. Bases 1 to 1239 code for a protein of 412 amino acids. Gene Ontology annotation, molecular function: nucleic acid binding. The transcript has a single exon.